This is a messenger RNA of Rhizophagus irregularis DAOM 181602=DAOM 197198, 1674 nucleotides long. RefSeq lists its product as uncharacterized. Gene Ontology annotation, molecular function: DNA-binding transcription factor activity, RNA polymerase II-specific; RNA polymerase II cis-regulatory region sequence-specific DNA binding. NCBI's taxonomy places the organism in Eukaryota, Fungi, Glomeromycota, Glomeromycetes, Glomerales, Glomeraceae. Gene Ontology annotation, biological process: anatomical structure morphogenesis; regulation of transcription by RNA polymerase II; cell differentiation. The record is from RefSeq and is a predicted model, not a curated record.
AUGGAUUCCAAAAUAAAUAAUGAUAUUGAUUCAUCUUCCUCCGACUCCACAUCAAAACCUUCCACGACCUCGAUAAGAACCAAUAAUAAACAAAAGGUUCCAUUCACAUUAAAAUAUCAAUUAAAUAUUCGUAAGAAUUCAAAUGAUUCAUCCUCUACCGUUAAUUCCCCUCUUCCAAUUGGCGCACAAAGUGGACUGCUUGCAGACCUAACUUUUGAUCAGGAUAAAGGACAGUUUUUGUGGGCAACCGAAGGCUACCAACAGAAUUUAAAGAAAAGACGUGUGACAAAUAAUUCAAACACCGGUGGUAAUUCAUCACCAAAACCUUAUGAUAUGUGUAAAGUUCCAAGACCACCUAACGCGUUCAUUAUAUAUCACAGAAAUAAAUCUAAGGAGUUGGCAAAAUUUAAGUCUAAUGGAAAAAGUGAAUCCAAUGAACGUCAUCCAUCAAAAACAGUUGCAGAAAUGUGGAAAGAAGAGCCCGCUGAGAUUAAAUUACAAUAUCAAAGAGAAGCAGAUUUGGCCCUUGUAGAACAUAAAAAGAAAUAUCCUUUUUAUAAAUAUAAACCUAAAAAGAAGGAUGGUAAAAAUAAAUCAAAAUCCCAACAAGUUAAUAAUAAAACUUCAAAAAAUAAAAAAUCAUCAUCAAUAAAAUCUUCAAAUGACAAUAAAGAUAAUAAGAAAGAAAUAAGUAAUGAAGAUGAUGAUUCUCAAGUUCCUAUAGAACAUAGAAAGCAAGCGGCCAUGGAAUCUGCUUUUACCGUAUUUGAUUUAGAUACUCCAAAGGAAAAUAGUAAUAAUAAUAAUAAUAAUAAUUCUCCACAUAGUCCAACGAACAAUAUUACCAUGUCAAAUCCACAAGUUAUGACCCCAAUUUGGACUGAUUAUGAUAAACAAUUUUUUGAUAGUCCAAUUAACGAACGAUUAAAUUACUCUCCUUUACAAUUACCUUCACCACAACCACAAUCACAAUCACAACAACAACAACCACCACCACCAUCAUGUCAAUGUACAACCCAUUGUGUAAAUAACAACAACAAUAAUAAUAAUGGUGUUGCAAGUAUUGCAUCCGUUACAACAGCUUUAGAAACAUUAUCUUCAGAGCAAUGGAACGCGGUAUCUGAAAUAUUUAGUAAUGUACUGGAAUGUAUGGGGGUAAUGCCUCACUGUAAUAAUCCGACAACCCCAAUAGAAGCAACACCAACUUCAAUAGCGCCUAUAUCAGGUAUGUCAGGAAUUGCACCCUCAGGAAUGUCCCAAAACUCAAUAGCCGGAAUUGAUAUUACAACACCAACAACAACAUUGGAUAAUAUGAUGAUGACAACUUUUAAUACUACAGAUUAUUUUCAAAUUACUGCGCAUGACUGGAAUGAUAUGGAUAUUGAUGAUAUGGGUGACAUAGCAACAAACUACGUUGUACCCUCACAAUCAGCUUCGGAAUCUGUUCCCCCGCCAACGCCAACCAGUCCAACUGAUUAUUUGUCUUGGGCUACAUCUACACAUCAAUCAAUAGAUUCUCAAUUUGCUGUUGCUGAUCCAAUAACCAAUGUUACUGAACAAUUUUCACAAAUAAAUCAAGCAACCAAUAGUGAUUUAUUUACUUCAGCAGAUAGCGAUAAUAUUUGUACUUUAUUUAAUUCAGAUUUUGAUAGCGAUUUUAAUUUUACAUUAUAA